AUGACUGGAACUGCAUCAAAGGGAAAAGUGCUUCUUGCCUAUUCUGGCGGUCUUGAUACUUCCUGCAUUCUUGCAUGGCUGAUCGAGCAAGGCUACGAGGUUAUUGCCUACAUUGCCAAUAUUGGUCAGGAAGAAGACUUUGAAGUUGCUCGCCUCAAGGCUCUCAAGAUUGGUGCAACAAAAGUGUUUAUUGAGGAUCUCCGCAAAGAGUUUGUUGAGGAUUUGAUUUGGCCUGCCGUUCAAGCCAAUUUGUUGUACGAGGGCGUUUACCUUCUCGGCACUUCUCUUGCUCGCCCAGUCAUCGCUCGUAAGCAGAUUGAGAUUGCUGCACGUGAAGGUUGCAAGUAUCUAUCUCAUGGCUGCACUGGAAAGGGCAAUGACCAAGUUCGUUUUGAGCUGGGCUACUAUGCCUUGAAUCCAUUGAUUGAGGUGAUUGCUCCAUGGCGCGAUCCCGAGUUUUUUGAAAAGUUUCCUGGUCGAUCUGCAUUGCUACAGUAUGCUGCAGAGCGAGGCAUCCCUGUUACCCAAACAGCGGCAAAGCCAUGGUCUACGGAUGAAAACUUGUACCAUAUAUCCUUUGAAGCUGGAAUUCUUGAAAAUCCCAAUACUACUCCACCCAAAGAUAUGUGGAAACUCACUGUUGAUCCUGAAGAUGCACCCAACACUCCCGAGCGCAUUGAAAUUCAUUUUUCACGGGGAAAACCUGUCAAGGUGGUCAACACUGUAGACGGAAAGAGUGUCACUGACCCACUUGAACUGUUCCUCUAUCUUAACGAGCUUGGUCGUAAGCAUGGUGUAGGUAGAAUUGAUAUUGUCGAAAAUCGUUUUAUUGGUAUCAAAUCUCGCGGAUGCUAUGAAACCCCAGGCGGUACAAUUCUUCGUGCUGCUCAUGUUGAUCUUGAAGGUCUAACUCUUGAUCGUGAGGUACGUCGUCUCAAGGACACCUAUACCCAGCGUCUUGCUGAAAUUGUCUACAAUGGAUUGUGGUUUUCUUCUGAGCGUGAAUUUAUCAUGGCCAGUGUUGAGCAAUCUCAAAAAGCAGUCAACGGUAUUGUCAAGGUCAAAUUGUACAAAGGCAAUGCUAUGAUUGAAGGUCGUUCAUCGCCUACAUCUCUUUAUGAUGAAAAGAUUGCAUCAAUGGACGAGGCGGGUGGGUUUAAUCCUUCUGACAGUCAAGGUUUUAUCAAGAUUCAAAGCAUUCGUCUCAAGGCAUACAUGAAUCAGCAGGCAAUGAUAAACAAGUUGGACCAGUAG
Batrachochytrium dendrobatidis JAM81 is the source of this 1254-nucleotide messenger RNA. RefSeq names its product argininosuccinate synthase. Gene Ontology annotation, cellular component: cytoplasm. The transcript is spliced from 5 exons. The coding region runs from base 1 to 1254 and encodes 417 amino acids. The record is from RefSeq and is a predicted model, not a curated record. Gene Ontology annotation, molecular function: ATP binding; argininosuccinate synthase activity. NCBI's taxonomy places the organism in Eukaryota, Fungi, Chytridiomycota, Chytridiomycetes, Rhizophydiales. Gene Ontology annotation, biological process: urea cycle; L-arginine biosynthetic process.